Molecule: messenger RNA, 759 nt
Organism: Cercopithifilaria johnstoni
Lineage: Eukaryota; Metazoa; Nematoda; Chromadorea; Rhabditida; Onchocercidae
Source: the annotation of a GenBank genome assembly
AUGAUCAUGAAAUUUUUCCUCGGUGUCAUUUUCUGCAUCUCCAAAAUUGCAUUGGAACUUCAUGCUAUCCCAGCACAUCAUCAUCACCGUACUGCUAAAACCGAGAAUGCUGAUCAAGAUAAGUUUUCCUGGUAUACUUUUGCAGAUUCCAUACAAAACGAAUUGAAAACAUUCUACAGUAACCUGAAUGAUGAAGAAAAAAUUCAAUUGAUUAAAUUAGCCCAAACAAGUGCUGAAAAGUUCUCACUUACAGAUAAUGAAUUUUUGGACAGUCUAAAGAAUGAAGCAGGAGGACUUUUCGGCAAGCUAACUGGUCUGAAAGAUUUAAUCAAUGAAAAAUUGAAUACUAUGCAACCGGAAAGUCGGCUCUUCAUUGAAAACCUACUGCGACGAUUUUUGGCAAUUUUUAGUCAGGAUAGUUUAACGAAUAUUUUGAAAGCAUUGAAAGAUUUUGGAAAAGAGAUUAUUGAGAUGUUUGAUGGAUUAUCAAAACCAAUUCAAGAUGAUAUUCGUAAAGCUUUUCCAACACUUGGAACACUUGCUUCAAAUGAUAUUGUUCGUUUCAUAUUACAAAAAUUGGCUGAAUUAAAUUUAUUCUCGACUUUCGAUUUGAUUACUGAUCAAACAAACAAAGAUUCGGGAAAAUUAUAUCCCAGUUCACAAAUAACUGAUGGAAAGGAUGAAUUAUCACCAACCCAAGGACGUUCAUUAGUAGAUGAUGAAGAAGUAUCAGUGAAGAAAGUUAUUGUCGUCAAAUAA